AUCACAUCAUUCAUCAUAUCACUCAUUUUUCUUUCAUGUCCAAAUGCUAACCUAUUCGUGUUUUGUGUAGAAUUCAUUGCAUUGAAAUUUAUAUACAUAAUUUGUAUCCUGAAAAUACAACUUUUUCUAAUAAAAGUGUAAGCAAUGGCGGAUACAGUGAAUAUGUCUUUAGAUGAAAUUAUAAAACAAAACAGAACAAGUAGAUCACGAGGAAGAGGUGGAGGUGGCAGCGGGAAUGUUCGUGGUCGUGGCGGUGGUAGAGGCAGAGGUGGCAGAGGUCGUGGGCGUGGAGCGGUUGCGCGUGCUAGGUCACAAACUAGAUCAAAUACGCCGGCCGGAGCUAGACGUGGACGUUCCCGCUCUCGUGGUCCCGGUGGCGGCAGGUCCCAAUCACGACCCCGUUCUCAAUCACGCAAUCGCUCUCGCUCCCGACAGCGUCGUUCGAACUCCCGCGCCAGAUCCGCAUCGAGAUCUCGCUCUCAACUGAGAGGUCUGACACCUAAAGGCCGAGCAGGAUUAGAAGAACAGUCUGCCAUGCCUCAACUUGUAAGGGGCAAUCGAAUGAACAGAGGUGGUAUACGAGGAAGACUAUCGCGGGCAAAUUCGAACCCUAAUCUUCAAAGCAAUGUUCAUAGCAGACUUGGUGUAACAACACGGCGAGGAAUGAAUAACAUUCGGCGACCUCUUGCUGUAGCCAAAAGAGGAAUAUCAAAACGGGGAAGAGGUUUGAGUACUGGCAACAGAUAUAGUGCAGUGGGCUUGAGAUCAGAUCAAAUUUUAAAAGAGAGACAAAAUAUGCUUCUUCGAAACAAUAUUAUAAAAUCGCAAACUUUCACACGUUCCAGAAAUAAUUCUUUCAGUUCACCUUCCCAACUGACUGUAAGUGUUGCUAAUGAUUUUGCUAAGAAGCGUCGUAAUAGUGUUGGUAACGCUGGCUAUUUAAAUAAACACAGUUUAGCACAAUUAAAUAAUCAGUUUGGUGGCUACAACACAAGGAGAGGUCCUGGCAGUGUUAAAUCUAUGGGAUCGAAUAGAUCAAACAGAUCUAGCAGAUCCAACCGUUCCAACAGAUCAAAUACUAGUAGAGGCUCCAACCGCUCUCGAGGCAGAGGCCGUGGUGGUAACCGUGGUGUUGGGAGAAAGUUUGUGAAUAAACAAGUCUUAAAUGCUAAACUACAAAAAGAGAUAGCUGUUAUUCAAGGUAAAACAUAUGGCAGCACUGCAAAUAGUGAGGCUCCAACUGGUAUCAAUUUCUCUCCAACACCAGCUGCCACUGGACAGUCACUACAUCAGAGAUUUGCUAGUUCAUAAAUUAAUUAAUAUCAAUUGUGAUUCUAUCAUUAAGCUAAGUUGAAUAAAAAAAAUAUAAAUACUUCCUAACUUAACCUGACAAGAAACUUGAAACCUCCAGAAAAUGGUCUUGUUAAAAGUCCUGGGUAAACGGUUUUUCUUAAAAAUGUUUUCAUUUACUUAUUGCACUGAGUACAGCUGAAAUUUCAGCAGGCUUGUUUUGCUAUAUUUCCAUAAUUAUGGAUAUACUGAUAAAAUGUUGGUGAUUUUUCAUUGUGUGUUUAUAUUUUAUUUAAGAGAUAAGGAGUUAAAGCACUGUUAAAAAAAUCUUAGUGUUAUUCAAAUUGCAAGUGUGUCUACCUCUCGAUAAAAUUAGGUGUAAUAUAAAAAUGCGAAGUUUCAUGCCAAAUUCCAAUUCUAUUUUUUUGAAAUGUUUCUAAAACUUGAGUCAUUGAAAGAAAAUUAUCUAAGAGAUAAUCAUAACGAUAAAACAGAUUUUAUAUUGUGUCCAAGCCGAUUUUAUUUGCAAGAUACCUUUUGUUUUUCAUAAUAUUACCAAAAUAUAUUGAAUAUGAUGACAAAGACUGGGCAUUCAGGGGUAAUACAUAGUAGUAUAUAAUCUGCAUGUAAUUGCAGUCAGUAAGAGCAUUUUACAGCCAUUGACUUUGCCUUCCCAUCUCACUUUAUCUUAUUGGUUUGUCACCUGGCAACUUUACCUAUGUAACAGUAGGUAUUUGUUCAGUAGUUGUUUUACUGUAGCUUUUUAAACUUAAUAUUAUGGUCAACUAAAUGCAAUAAACAGCUGCCUAUAAACUAAGUAGAAAUAGAGUUUAUUGAAUAUGACAGGUUGCAAGUAUUAUAAGAUCUUUGUCUAUUUUCUAAUUACUAGUUGUAAGAUUGUUUAAAUGUAUGUCAUUAAGUACAUUUUCAGAUUAUUUUAUGACAUGUCAAAGUUAGUUUUAGUUUCCAAUUAUUUUGUUUGACUAAUUUUUUUUUAUUUUUGUGAUUGCUGAAGCUGAUCCUAAGUAUACUGCGGUAUUUUUGUUAUACAGAGAAGUAAGAAAAUAAAAUAUUUGAUUCAUA
This is a messenger RNA of Spodoptera litura, 2373 nucleotides long. RefSeq lists its product as uncharacterized. NCBI's taxonomy places the organism in Eukaryota, Metazoa, Arthropoda, Insecta, Lepidoptera, Noctuidae. The record is from RefSeq and is a predicted model, not a curated record.